AUUGGCCAACUUCUCAAGCAACCACUGACAGGAGGGUAUGGCAUGUCUUCAGAGGUGUCCUCAUGCUAAAACAAGUGAGCAUAGAAUGAGAUACACUAUGUACAAAACUAUUUCUGUUUUCCAUGCACAGUUGUCUGCCUAUUGUUUCCGUACAGUUUGUCAUAUUUAGUACAGGUGUAUUGACAAUGGCACGUCAACAUGACUUCCUCUUCUCAGUCAGGUGAAAUUGUUGUCUGACAUGAGUAAUGCAAACCAGAGUCUAAGCAGAAGUACUAAUACAGGUCCUAAUUGGAGCCAUCACCACUCGUAUAGAUCAAUACUGGGUAAGGUUUCUCUGUACUUGUAUCUCUAAGAAACACACUGUUGACAACUAAAGGAUGUCAGAAGAGCUGCAUUAUUCUACAGUAGUUUUCAAGAAUCCCAUCAUUUCUUUGCUGGAAGAGAAAAAAGAGGAAGAAACAGUAUAUGCUGAAGUUAAGGGAAGUGCGGUCACUCAACGGAAUCCUGCCACAGCAGUGGAUGAGAGGCCUGCUCUCCACUCUCAACCCUUUCGAGGAGUGGCAGUGUGUUUGGGUGUUCUUUGUGUCCUCUUGGUUUCAGCCAUUAUAGGCCUCUAUGUGUACUUCAGCACUGCCCUGUCAGAGCACAACACAAAGUUGGUGAGGGAACUGGAGCAACUAACAGAUGUGCGUGCAUUCCUACUGGCGUCCAAUCAGGACCUUACGAACCUCAACAGCAAUCUGAGUAAAGCCAAUCACAUUUUGCGGUGUGAUUAUAGCAAAGUAAGCACUGCAAACCAACGUUUAGCGGCUGAGAAAGAAGCAUUGUCAAGAGAGAGGGAUAGACUGAACUGGAAUCUUAGGUACAUAUAUCAGUUUGAAAAUUUUCCAGUCAAUCAAUAUUGUUCACCAAAGGAUGACGUAGGAGAGAGAAAGUGUAACCCUUGUCGAAGUGGGUGGAUGUUGUUCCAAUCUAGUUGUUACCAGAUUUUAUACCAUUCCAGUCCCUGGAAGACCUGGGAACAAAGCAGAGAGAAUUGCAAAAAAAAUCAUUCUGAUCUGCUUGUCAUAGGAAGUCAAACGGAACAGGAAUUCAUUCAUAACCACACUCAAUACUACUUUGAUAUUCAUCAUGGAUACUGGAUCGGUUUGACUGACAUAGCUAAUGUCAACCAAUGGCUCUGGGUUAAUGGAAGUCACCAGACUGAUGGGUUUUGGAAGAGACAAACUGGGGGAGGUAAUUGCGUGUUAACUGUCCCAAAUAAUGCGCCUUUGGCUAAUUGGAAUGCUGAAUCAUGUAGUAUGCAGAACCGUUGGAUCUGUGAGAGUAGAGCCUUACUAUGCUAUCAUGCACUCCUAUCUUUGCUAUUCCUAGUGGAGGAGGGCCCUGCUCCCCACUCUCAAAACUUUGGAGGAGUGGCAUUGUGUUUGGGGGUUCUUUGUGUCCUGUUGGUGUCAACCAUUUUACCUCUCUGUGUCUACUUCAGCACUGCCCUCUCAGAGCACAACACAAAUUUGGUGAGGGAACUGGAGCAGCUAACAGAUGAGCAUAUAUCCCUACUGGCAGCCAAUCAGGACCUAAUGAAUCUCUACUGCAAGCUGAGUGUAGCCAAUCACAUUUUGCAGAGCGAUUACAUCAAAGUGUCUACUGAAAACCAGCAAUUGAAGGCAGAGAGGAUGAACUUGUCAAGAGACCGGGAUGGGCUCAACUGGACUCUUGGGGUCAUAUUUCAGUUGAAGAAUUUCCCAGUUGAUAACUACUGUCCAUAUGAAGAUGCCAACACCAAAGAUAGAGCAUGCAAACCUUGUCAAGUUGGCUGGGUGCUGUUCCAAUCCAGUUGUUACCUGUUUCUGCACAUUAAAGUCCCCUUCGGUCACCUUUGGAGGACCUGGCAAGGAAGCAGACAGCACUGCAAAAACAACAAUGCCGAUUUGGUUGACAUAGGCAGUCAAGAGGAACAGGAAUUCAUUCUCAACAACACUCAAGCCUACUAUGAUGAAGAUCAUGGGUACUGGAUCGGCCUGACUGACAUAGCAGAAGACGGUCAAUGGCUUUGGGUUGAUGGACGUAAUCAGAAUCUGACUGAUGGGUUUUGGAAGAUUCAACCUGUAUGGGGUCGCGAUUGUGCUUUAACUAACCCAAACAAUGAACCUUUGGCUAAUUGGAAUGCUGCAUCAUGUGGCCAGAGAAACCGAUGGAUCUGUGAGAGUAAAGCAUUAAUAUGGUCAGGAUAAAUUGAGCCACGUUCACAGUCAAAAAAGCUAUUGUAUAGCAGUGUAUAACAAUUUUCAAAUAGAACACUUGUGUAGGGCUUUCAUAGGUUCCGUUUUUUUAUAUUUAUAAAACAACAUUUUUUUUUUAAGCGAUGCAAUACUUCUAAAUCAGCAGCUUUAAUUGUCACUUCAUGUAAAUGUACCUCAGAGUAGUAUGGAAAGUUAAUUGAGCAAAGAAAAUGCAUUACCGUGCUCAUAUGUAGCAACCUCAUAUCUAUGUUGAUAUCACAUUGUUUAAAACAGCCAUGUUGAGAAUAUUAAUACAAGACCACUAGACAAGUAUAAAAACACCAGUUGACGCUGAAAUACACUGCUCAAAAAAAUAAAGGGAACACUUAAACAACACAAUGUAACCCCAAGUCAAUCACACUUCUGUGAAAUCAAACUGUCCACUUAAGAAGCAACACUGAUUGACAAUAAAUUUCACAUGAUGUUGUGCAAAUUGGAAUAGACAACAGGUGGAAAUUAUAGGCAAUUAGCAAGACACCCCCAAUAAAGGAGUGGUUCUGCAGGUGAUAACCACAGACCACUUCUCAGUUCCUAUGCUUCCUGGCUGAUGUUUUGGUCACUUGUGUCCACGGAGUCUACAACCCACACAAGUGGCUCAGGUAGUGCAGCUCAUCCAGGAUGACACAUCAAUGCGAGCUGUGGCAAGAAGGUGUGCGGUGUCUGUCAGCGUAGUGUCCAGAGCAUGGAGGCGCUACCAGGAGACAGGCCAGUGCAUCAGGAGACGUGGAGGCGGCCAACAACCCAGCAGCAGGACCGCUACCUCCACCUUUGUGCAAGGAGGAUCAGGAGGAGCACUGCCAGAGCCCUGCAAAAUGACCUCCAGCAGGCCACAAAUGUGCAUGUAUCUGCUCAAACGGUCAGAAACAGACUCCAUGAGGGUGGUAUGAGGGCCCGACGUCCACAGGUGGGGGUUGCGCUUACAGCCCAACACCGUGCAGGACGUUUGGCAUUUGCCAGAGAACACCAAGAUAGGCAAAUUCACCACUUGCGCCCUGUGCUCUUCACAGAUGAAAGCAGGUUCACACUUAACACGUGACAGUCUGGAGACGCCGUGGAGAACGUUCUGCUGCCUGCAACAUCCUCCAGCAUGACCAUUUUGGCGGUGGGUCAGUCAUGGUGUGGCAUAUCUUUGGGGGGCCGCACAGCCCUCCAUGUGCUCGCCAGAGGUAGCCUGACUGCCAUUAGGUACCGAGAUGAGAUCCUCAGACCCCUUGUGAGACCAUAUGCUGGUGCGGUUGGCCCUGGGUUCCUCCUAAUGCAAGACAAUGCUAGACCUCAUGUGGCUGGAGUGUGUCAGCAGUUCCUGCAAGAGGAAGGCAUUGAUGCUAUGGACUGGCCCGCCCGUUCCCCAAACCUGAAUCCAAUUGAGCACAUCAUGUCUCGCUCCAUCCACCAACGCCACGUUGCACCACAGACUGUCCAGGACUUGCCGGAUGCUUUAGUCCAGGUCUGGGAGAUCCCUCAGGGGACCAUCCGCCACCUCAUCAGGAGCAUGCCAGGCGUUGUAGGGAGGUCAUACAGGCACAUGGAGGCCACACACAAUACUGAGCCCCAUUUUGACUUGUUUUAAGGACAUUACAUCAAAGUUGGAUCCGCCUGUAGUGUGGUUUUCCACUUUAAUUUUGAGUGCGACUCCAAAUCCAGACCUCCAUGGGUUGAUACAUUUGAUUUCCAUUGAUAAUUUGUGUGUGAUUUUGUUGUCAGCACAUUCAACUAUGUAAAGAAAAAAGUAUUUAAUAAGAAUAUUUCAUUCAUUCAGAUCUAGGAUGUGUUAUUUUAGUGUUCCCUUUAUUUUUUGAGCAGUGUAUAUAUUUUCUUAUACAGUCUGUAGCUGAAUUUUUCCAUACAAAUAAAUAUGUUGACAAGAAACAAAA
Molecule: messenger RNA, 4156 nt
Organism: Oncorhynchus nerka (sockeye salmon)
Lineage: Eukaryota; Metazoa; Chordata; Actinopteri; Salmoniformes; Salmonidae
Exons: 12
Coding region: 378-2234 (618 amino acids)
Source: RefSeq, a predicted model, not a curated record